AGUGGCCCCGGGCCCAGAGGGGGUGUCCUCCCGCCCGAGCGCCGGGGGCCGGGGCUCCGUCCCGGAGGAGGACCGCAGCGGGCAGGCUCCGCGGGCAGGCAGCCGAAGGAGCACCAGGCGCUGUGGGAGGACGGCUGAGAAGGAGAUUGUUGAAAGGGCGGGGGCGGGAAGGAGACUGGCUGGGAGACUAGCUCAGAAAUGGGGAGUUCGGGUAGAACAAGGGGGGCCCGGGACCCGCCGGAGGGAGGAGGGAGCAGGAAGGGAAGGAUAGGGCUGGGGGGGGGUGGUGGCUUGGGUUGUGGUGAAGAAGAGCCCGGCGUGAGGAAGUCCUUCCGAAGACUGGGUUCUGCUCCCCGCUCAUUCAGACAUCAUUCCGCCUUCCUCUCCUUCCUCCUCGUAGCAGACACCCCCCACCCCCCGCCCCACUCGGUUAUUGUUCAACGUUUGAUCAGCGACAAAGCUAGUUACUGUGUGAGACUUUGAUUUUUGCCCACUGCCUGUUCCGUGUGCACGUCAUCUUACAUGGACUUGGAUACAGCUGUUUCUAGCGCUUGGGCACACCUUGCAUCGGAUGAGCGGUACCUCCUUCGCCGCUGUGGGGUUGUUUCCACGCUGCGUGCACCCUCUCGCCUGUGAUUCCGCUUGGCUGGACUAUACCACUCUUAAGGCGAGCAUUCUUCGCUGGUCUGUUCACUGGUGUACAUAUCCUCAGCACCCAGCGUAUUGCUUGGCACUUGGUAGUUACACCGUACGUAUUUAUUGAACGGAUUAAGUGCAGUGUAGGUAUGGCCGUUGUCCUCAUUUUGUAAAUGGGUAAACUGAGGCCUAGAGGGACUCACUUGCCCGAAGGCUGCUAACUCGUAGAGGCUUGGUGUUGUCCAUGGUGAGCUCUUUUCUUCACUCUGGUAUCAGGAUGUGCUGCUUUUGAGCAGGACACACUCACACACUUAAUAUGUAGAGAUUGGUAGGUUAUACUUCUAUUUCGUGAUGGGUGAAGAGAGAACUGUUUCUGUAAUGUGUCACUGAGGCAUAAAAUCUUUUUCACUCCUAGUUUCAUGAUUUUAAUCUACUAGCUGCUUACGGUGAUACCAAAAUUAAAUACAACUGUUUAACAACGGAUCUUAAAGAGGAUAAACCUGCCAAGAAAGUAUAAGUUAGUCAGAUGAUCUUUUAGGAGAAAAGAUACCUUAAAACAUCUUGAAAGAUUGAUUCCUAGGUUAGACCUUGAUAGGUUGCACUGCUGGGAGGUUAGCUUGGAAAUCGAGGUCAGUGCAGUUACUGACUUCUAGGCCUUAUGGAGGAAGUCAGGGACAUAAAAUGUUCUCUAUGCUCAUGAGUUGUUUUUUAAAUAUAUGUUUUUUAAUUUUUAGAGAGAGAAGGAAGGGAGAGGGAGAUGGAAACAUCAGUGAUGAGAGAGAAUCACUGAUGAGCUGCGCCUCCUGCACGCCCCUACUGGGCAUUGAGCCUGCAACCAGGGCAUAUGCCCUGAUGGGGAAUGGAACCUGACCUGGCUCAUAGGUCGAUGCUCGACCACUGAGCCACCCCGGCCAGGCUCAUGAGUUUUGAGUUGAGAUUUAGGUAGGAGAUCAGAAUGGAAACAUGAAUAAUGUUUAAGAAUUAUACCAGCUUGCAUUAAGUAACAAGGAUUUGUUGUAGAGAGUCCUUUAUGAUAGUGUUUUCUCUACUAAGCUAAAUAGUAGGAGAAUAAAGGUGAAAAGAGCAAAAAGCUAGAACAUCCAAAUGAGGGUAUUCCUUUCUGAGUUGAGGGAUUUACUCUUAUCAAGUCAACUGACAGAGACCCUGUAGAACAAGCAUGUCAAACUCAAAGGCUAACAUGGGCCAAAUAAAGAAGGUUGAAGUUGAUGUGGGCCGCAAAAACACAAAAGCUUCAAUUUUCAUAGAAACAUAGGUUUAUUUCGAUAGAGACAUGCUGAAUACAAAAGGCUGAAAUAAAGGAGUAAUCAUUAACAUAAAAUAAUAGAACAUUUUAAUAAAAAUUAAUAUUUUUUCUUAAACAUUAACUUACCAGACACUGAAUAACUGCACAAAUUAAUAAGCGUAACACAAAUAAACCUAUUUUUCUUGUUCUCCGAAAGCAAAAUAUUUCCUGUUGCGCACACCAAACAAGUCAGUCCAAGACUAAUGAUGUGGCAGUUGGCUGUUCAAAUAUUCGCUGCUAGUAUUAAUGGAGAGAAGUGGUGCGCCUGCGCGUGAGGCGCGUAAAGGGAAUGAAUGCAACACGAUUAUAGUAAUCAGUCAUUAGCGAACAUUGUAGUUCGUUAUUAUGUAUAACAGGAUAUUGUAAAAAUUAAGUUAUAACAUUUUUAUUAAAAAGUUUCUUACAUACCGUUAUAUUGGCUGGGCUACAGAAAUAUUUGUUGUAGACCACAUAUGGCCUGCGAGUUUGACAUGCUUGCGCUAGGACAUGAGAGAAAAUUAUCUGGAUAUAGAAUUCUCACUGGGAUGAAUGUGAGUUCAAAGAAAUGUGACCAGCUCUUUGCCGCAUCUGCUGUGAGGAUGAAGACCAUUCUCAGCAGUCAGACUGUGGACAUCACUCUGAAGGGACAUACAGUUAUUGUGAAGGGCCCCAGAGGCACCCUGUGGAGGGAAUUCAAUCAAAUCAAUGUAGAGCUCAGUCUCCUUGGAAAGAAAAAGAAGAGGCUCUGGGUUGACAAGUGGUGGGGGACUAGAAAGGAAUUGGCCACAGUUCGCACUACCUGCCGUCAUGUACAGAACAUGGUCAAGGGUGUUACACUGGGCUUUCGUUACACUCACUUCCCCAUCAACGUCGUUAUUCAGGAGAAUGGUUCUCUUGUUGAAAUUAGAAAUUUCUUGGGUGAAAAAUACAUCCGUAGAGUUCGGAUGAGGUCAGGCAUUACUUGUUCAGUAUCUCAAGCCCCGACAGAUGAGUUGAUUCUUAAAGGAAAUGACAUUGAACUUGUAUCAGAUUCAGCUGCUUUGAUUCAGCAAGCCACAAUAGCUAAAAACAAGGAUAUCAGAAAAUUUUUGGAUGGUAUCUAUGUUUUUGAAAAAGGAACAGUUCAGCAGGCUGAUGAAUAAGAUCUAAGUUAUCCAGAUAAAGAAGCACCGAGAUGCCGAAUGAUUUGUCACAGUUGUUUGUGAAAUUAUAAAGAUGUACAAUAAAAAAAAAAAAAGAAA
Molecule: messenger RNA, 3159 nt
Organism: Myotis daubentonii (Daubenton's bat)
Lineage: Eukaryota; Metazoa; Chordata; Mammalia; Chiroptera; Vespertilionidae
Product: large ribosomal subunit protein uL6-like
Exons: 1
Coding region: 2392-3060 (222 amino acids)
Source: RefSeq, a predicted model, not a curated record